Molecule: messenger RNA, 1767 nt
Organism: Verruconis gallopava
Lineage: Eukaryota; Fungi; Ascomycota; Dothideomycetes; Venturiales; Sympoventuriaceae
Exons: 5
Coding region: 634-1767 (377 amino acids)
Biological process (GO): protein import into peroxisome matrix
Cellular component (GO): peroxisomal membrane; cytosol
Molecular function (GO): ATP binding; ATP hydrolysis activity
Source: RefSeq, a predicted model, not a curated record
CAUCUUUGACGCUGAUGCCUACCAACAGCGUCUUUGUAUCCCAAGACUUUGAUCGUACAGUUAGUUGCCUCCUUAGGCUAGACUCGUUUCACAGCUGGGCGAGGACGCCUGAGCAGGCGAACCGACGCACGACGCUAUCCAAGAAAGCCGUAGAAUUACCAACAAAAGAGGGGAGCUCGCGAUAAGAUUAACAUCUGUACGGGGUCUGCUUGUGCGCACCGUCUUCAUAUCCUCUCCAGCGGGAACCCACCUCUUCUCUCUCUGCGAUGAUGGAGAGCGACACGUUCGAACGCUUCUCGGCGUUGGACUUCUCGUCCGGACAGACGACGGCGCCGGAACAAGGCGUUUUCGGCACGUACAAGGAACAGACGUCUGGCAAGAUCAUCGAUGUCGACGUUCAACUUGUAUCCGCACUGCGGCGACAGUAUCCAGAGCUAAUCAUCACGUGAGUGCUAAGCACCCAAGCGUCGAAAAAGUAUCGUUUCAAAGAGCAGAGAGCCUCGUUCUAGCUACGCGGAGUCGAUCAGGGCAGGCCCCGAUGCCAAUGCUUACUAUGAUUGCAGAACAAUCCCCACGUCGAACGUGAGUCUUCUGCAGUUUGCAGCAGCCGGCUAUGCGACAGCAGAGCUGGACAUGGACGACGAGACCAUCAUCAGCUGGAGAGAGUUUAUCCCACCAGCGCAACGAGGAAGGGGAGACGGUAUGCUGGCGGACGCGAUUUACUUUGCUCGCUACCGAUACCGCUGGGGCCAGGAGGACUUUCUCCUAUACACCAUUCAAAUCGGUCUGAGCAACGUCCAGUACGUGCUCAAGGAGCCUAGAGGCGGUGAGAAGAUACAAGGCCACAGCCGAGUGACAGACGCUCUCAUCUUUGCAGUCGGACGUUGGAUGUCGACUGAGCCUGAUGCACUCUACGUCUUCGACCGCUAUUGGUUCAAGAGUAGCGAGAUGUGGAAAGAGGUGCAGAAAGCCUCGUGGGAUAAGGUCAUUUUGGACCCGAAGAUGAAGAAGGAUCUUGUCGGUGUGUGCGACACGUUCUUUGAUUCUGAGAAGACGUACAAGGAGUACGGUGUGCCGUGGAAGCGAGGUCUCAUUUUUUAUGGGCCGCCAGGUAAUGGCAAGACCAUCUCAAUCAAGGCGCUCAUGCAUUCGAUGUACACACGCAAAUCGAAGGUGCCAUGCCUGUACGUGAAAUCAGCGCCGGCGACCUACAUGCUCGCAAAUGUUUUCGCGAUGGCUCGCUCUGAGGCGCCGUGCCUGCUCGUCUUCGAGGACAUCGAUACGAUCGUCACGCCUGCCACACGUGCUUAUUUCUUCAACGAGGUGGACGGCAUGUCGAACAACGACGGCAUUAUGAUGAUAGCAUCCACGAACUACCUCGACAAGCUUGAUCCUGGUCUGACGAAGCGGCCGUCCCGGUUUGACCGGAAGUACUUGUUUCCCAUUCCAAGCAGAGACGAGCGCGUGCUGUACGCUCGGUUCUGGCAGGCAAAGAUGAGAGGGAAACCGAUCGAGUUCCCAGACGAGCUUUGCCCUGCCGUCGCAGACAUCACGGAUGGCUUCAGCUUUGCGUACCUGCAAGAACUAUUUAUCGCCUCGCUUUUGCAAUUACUCAGAGGCGACUCGGACGGGCCCGAAGACAGGCCAGAUAAGGGCGAAGGCGACGAGCUUGACAAAUACGAAUUAUGGCGGGCCUUGAAGCGGCAGGCCGAGAUUCUACGGGGGGGGGGGGAUGACAAUGGGCUCUCUCAGUUGGGCGACAGAUGA